CUAGAAUAGCGCUGUCGGCAUGAAAUCCAGAAGCAUGUGACUUUAUUUAAAUUUUCUAGGAACACUCUGUACAACUACGCAGGAUUCCUUGCAAUGCUUCCUUACAUUCCAUAUGUAAAUAUCAGCACUGAAGAGGCCACCUCAAAUGACCUGACUCAAAGUACGACGAGGCGCCGUAACUGGAGUGAAUGCAUAGCUUUGUUGGACGAAAAUGUGCCUGAUAUUCUCGACUAUUUAUAUGUUACAAACGACACCAACCAUAUUGAGGUUAAGAGUGAGGUAGAAGCGAUUGCCCAAAGAUUGAAACAGGCAUUCAACGAAACGCUUCAAAACAACAGCUGGAUCGGCAAUACGACACGAGCAGCUUUACAGGAAAAGUUGAAAAAUGUGACAAUGAGAAUAGGAUACCCGGACACGCUAUUGAACCGGUCAGCACUCUACGAAUACGUACCACCCUUUCCUUUGAAUAUUUCCUUCACAGAAGCCUUGUACUACAUUCGACAAGGCUUCAACAAAAUGGAAUUGACUAGGUAUCACUCUCCAGAGGAGGGACAAUUAACUUGGGAUCACAGUCCAAGAGAUGGUCGCACGUAUCACGUCAGCCUUUCGGACAAUAUUGAGAUUCCCUACGCACUCUUCGCACCUCCAUUUUUUCAGCAAGGACUUCCACUUUCGUUCAACUAUGGUGGCAUCGGUACUACAAUUGCUCACGAGCUGGCACAUAGCUUGACCUACCCAGGUGAUGCACCGUCGCAGCGGGACCUCCAUCUUUCUGGAUAUGGAGACCGAGUACCUUAA
Molecule: messenger RNA, 798 nt
Organism: Dermacentor andersoni
Lineage: Eukaryota; Metazoa; Arthropoda; Arachnida; Ixodida; Ixodidae
Source: RefSeq, a predicted model, not a curated record